AUGAAAUAUUGUAAAUACUGCUUACGUACAGAUGUGGACGAAUGCAGCAGCAACAAGCAUAACUGUCACGCGCAAUCGACAUGCAGCAACACCGACGGUGGAUUUACGUGCACCUGCAAUGACGGCUAUUGGGGAGACGGUGUUAAAUGUUAUGGUAGGUUAAAAUUAGAAGCUUUGAUCGCUUAUAUCCUUUACCGAAGACAAUUUAUUCCGUAGAUGUAAUGUCAGUCUAGAGAACUCGCUGUAACAGAGCAUUUUUUCCCUGUCUACCGUCUUUUUCGCGCACCCGAUAACAAGAAACGCCUUGUUGCAGUUUAGUAUAUACCGAAAUAAAUCCUCUGAAUCAGAAUUUGGGGGUGAAUUGCAAAAUGCUUCACAUAACUUUACAAUUAUCUAGUACCAAGAGCCAAUCACUCCCUAGAGUCCAUAGGUGUCAGUGGGUUAGAAUAUCAGUCUAUUUUGAUUUGAAAGUAGCUGGGUUCAUAGUGGCUCAAACAAUUCAGCAUGACAGGAAGGCUUCUUAGUCCUCGCUUCCACAUUUUUUUACAUAACAGUUAAAUUUUUGUCACUUGAUACUUCGCUCCUCUCGUCCAUUCUACUGAGCUCUGAUUGGCUAAGAGGAUUUUUGCCCGAAUUAUAAGUCUAUAAAAGGUGGUAAAUAAUUCAUCUAUUUUGUGUUAUUUCUCUCAACCUUGGAGUCAGGUUUGAAUUUUGAUAAUUUGAAACUGGCCAAUUACGUUUCCUUCUAGGUUGUACAACCAAGCCGUGCCAAGAAGAGUUCUACCUAUCUGCGUCAUGCACCCGAACACGUGACCGAGUUUGCACAGGUGGGCAAGUUUUUAUAUAUAUUUGUUCAUAAAAGUUAGUGUUCUAGGAAUUCUACGCCAAAGAUGUGUUACCUGCUGGUAAAAUAAUUUUCGAAGUAUGCCAUGAUUUCAUGUAGUCUUUAACACCCUUUUUUAUCACUGUAUUACUGUGGCAAUGUAGUGUUAUCAUAUCCUUUUAACACUUUCACUGCCCGAGUGAAUGAUGGAGUCCAUCGUUUGAGUCGAUUUUUUAUUCAUUUUAUUUAAUUUUAAUUCUUAAAACUAAACUAGUGAGCAGCACUCUGCGAACUGUUGCUGUAAAACUUGUUUAUUCUCCUACGCGUUUCGUCUAACUAACGUAGACUUCUUCAGGGAGUUUUACAAUCAAAUACUAACGCCUGUAUUUAAGCCAUAAUAUGACUGAAAAUAAUGAUGGGCGCAAACAUUGAAGGUUUGGCCGGAUUUUCGAAAAGGAACAGGCGCAGCUGUGAAAUUUUUUUAGCAAGGCGUGAGAAAACUUUGGGGCCACAGGUUUAGCUAAAACCGUGGCCCCUACGAAACGCGUAGCAGAAUAAACAAGUUUUACAGCAACAGUUCGCAGAGUGCUUAGUUUUUAAAAUUCUAAAAAUUUUAAAAAAUGGUCAAGGUCCAAUUAUGUGACCAUUCAACUGAAAUCUAUUUGGCGAUGCUUUCACUCGGCAAUGUUGUUUUCCAGCAUUUUACGAGUUGAUAAUGUUAAGCCAGCUUUCAGAUUGAUUAGUGCUCUUAAUGCCUAAGCAAGCUGAUUUGACUCAUUUUGUUUACAGCUUGCACCCCCAAAUGUGACGGGACGACAUACCAAGCUUAUGGCUGUGGAUUAACGUUCGAUCGGAAAUGUGUCGGUAAGGAAUCAUAGUUCGCCUACUCGGGUGACGUUAAGAUCAACAUUCUUCGCGUAAAUUGUAUCGAUGUCUUGCCAUUGGAACCAGAAAAAAUUGAAACGUUCAGUUACACAAAACGUGAUCUGUAACAACCCCUAAAAUAAAGUAGUUGUCUCUUAUACGGUUUACGUAAUGCAACGCUAGCUGCGAAAGAAUGUCCUGUGCUCAAUCAACAACCAAUGUACGUCUUGGAACAUGGCCGCUUCAAAGGGUCUAACAAUGGGAAAUUUGGACGUUUUCUGUUGCAAGAGAAUUAAAAAACCAAUUGUAUAAGGAAAAAAUCUGAUGUAACAGCGCCUAAACACUAUAAACACACGAAUGCAGUCGUGAUGUUAAAGCCAUUAUUACACAUUUUCCUAUUUGAUGCUUUAUUUGUCGACAAGACGUUUUGCGUCAGCGGCCUAAAAUUAAGAAAUUGCAAUUGAAACGAUAAAGAAAAAAACAACAACAAUACUGAGGAAAGUUUAGACAGACAUUAAGGUUCUUUUUUGGUUGAUAGUCUAUAUAGCCAGCUAUUAGUUCCUGGGACCAGGUACAUACAUCUUAAAUGGCGUCGGACGUUCAGCUCAUUCAACGUCUAGUUUGAUGCAACUAGCCCCUGGUCUUACUUUUAGCGCAACAAAGUAUCCUUAAUUUUCUUUAUGUGGCUUCCGUUAUAGAUAUUUCCAGACCCCUAACCUUAGCCAGACCUUCCAAUAACAGUAAUUUGCAUGAAGGUAAUGUGGAACUUUAAUUCUUUUGCUGAGAUGAUUACGUCAGUUUCCAAAAAAACGUGUGCUGAUGCCUUCUUUUUUAUUUAGUUCGAACAGGUUCCAGACUCGUUGUUCUCAAACCCACAAAAAACAUGGUCCUUCUAGAGGAUCGUCUGCAGUUGGAUAGCCAAAACAUAACCUUUGUACUGAAAGGUAACUCACCAAACAGGACUCGUUUGAAUCGGAACUCAAGCUUCUACGUAGACUUGGAAAUUGAGCAAGUCAACCUUGUUCUAACGUACACUGAUUAUGAUGCAUGGAAGUCAAAUGAAAAUCUCAAUUUUGUCUAUGUACGUGGAUUUCCAGAAGUCUUCAGCAACUAUUGCCGCUAUCCAGCCCCGAAUCACUACUCUUUAAAACAUAACCUAGAAAAAAAUCGACAGACAAAAGUGUUCCCGGCAAAAUGUUUUGAACACUCGCUAGGUCUCUGCCCAAGCAACACAGCCCCUGGCGAAGUCUACUACUACAGAUCCAUAAACGAUGCAUGUAUCACUGCCAAAGACGCUCGUAUUUGUCGCAAAGCCAACCAGAGCGAGUGUAGACUGAAAGAGGACCCUAGUAAGCUAUAUUGCACGAAUUACACAAAAAUUGUGACCGAUAUAUUCAAUAUCAAAGAGUCUGACUUUGUCGAUAACCCCUUGGAUACAUUUCCAACGAGCUUCUGCAGCAACGCGUAUCGAGCGUGCCUUGUGUGCAGAGAUUCGUGUUCAAAUUGUGACUCUAACUCAAACAGCCAAGGCAGCAGCUCCUGUUCGUGCUGUUUCAAACGAUGUUUGAGAUCCUGCAGGUAUUACUACAGCAGGGACUGCACUCCGGAGCCUAAGCAGUGCGCUGAAGGGGAUACCAGCCAGUUUACUCUGUCAAUGAAUACAUCAGUCAAUUUGAAUUUACAGUUCAACUGUUAUCUGGAGCUCAACCCUCCGGAGACACUGUAUUCUCUAAGAUAUCGUGUGCAGCACGAGAGUGGGCGAUUCAUCUCCUCGUGGAUAUCUAAAACCUUGAAAACGUCGCAACUAGACGGCUAUCCUUACUCAAACAUACAAGAAGGAACGCAUCACCUAGACUCAUUAGAAAUAUCACACUCGACAAAUUUUGACACAUCUCCCGUUAUUUACCUUCGAGGCCAAAGAGAGUCUUUAAAAACACCAUAUAGUUAUAGUGUAUCGAGCUUAGUUGACGAUGAUGAUGAAACAUUGGGAAAAGCCGAUGCGGAUAACACCAUACACUUUCAAACUAAGACACCGUUUUCGUUGACUACAAGAUCUUGGAGCAACGGUGAGACCUGCCAAAAACUUGCUGACUGGCCCCGAACUCUUCGCAAACCGUAUAGUAAUCUGAAACCCGCAAAAGUGGAACACUUAGGCGUGCAAGGAAAAGGCGAGUCCUUGUAUCAGAUACGAGAUCCCCACCGACCUCCUUCGAUGACCGUGAGGAUUUCCGAUGAUGAGUCUCUUUUCAAAUAUAUUUUGAGGAACGCAAGCAUCCGCAACGAUGAAACAUUCCAAAGCGUUUUGUCACGAAGUAAUACCAGUUGGAAUUUGAAGAUAUCUGGUGUUUUAACAAGCUGCCCUGGUUUCUUCACACUUCAAGCCAUUGAUGAAGUUGACAGCGUCAAGGUUCUUGAUCAAGAUGUGGUAAUAAUUUGUCCUGAAACCCACUUCAAACUAGAAAUUCAUGUUCCAAGAAAGAAUUCGCAAGACAAAGAAAGAUUGUUCAGUGUAUAUCUGUCUGAUGCAAAACAGAAACUGAAACUUCAGCUAGCCGUUGUUGACCAGCCCCCGAGAAAGGGUAAAGAGCCGGUGAAAAAAAGUGAAGACGAAAAACCAGAUCCGUGGUUAACCUUAAUGCCACUCUUUGUGGUUACUGGAUGCAUACUAUUAUGUUUGUUUGCGAUUAUGAUUUAUGCACAAAUUACUCACAAGUCUGAUGAAGAUGUAAAGGAUGGUCCACCAGGCUGGAAAUUUGUCAAAACCAAAGACAUCAAGACUGUAAGAACUGAAAGCAGUGGGAAGAAGACACAACUUAAAGACCCAAACAGGCUUAAAAGAAGGCAUCUGAUUUUAGUCUUAUUUUUCGUGUCAUUUAGGGUUGUCUAUAGCUUAAUUUUUACAUUCUCGAUGGCGUUUGCGAUUCUGACACUUCUUCACGGACCUAAUAUGAAAAUAAUUGAAGAAUACCAGGAAUUCGUCCAGAGCAAAGUUGACGAAAGCAAUGCCAUUGCUUUACAAAUGGAUCAGCACCGCGAAAAAGAGGCAAAACGCAAUUUAGAGUCCAGUGAAGACAUUCAGAGAUCGUGUGACUUCUAUCUGGGACUUCAGCUUCAGUGGCUAAGGUACAACAUGACUUGUUUGAUCCAGGAGAACCACUUAAAAAUGUUCAAUAAGCUGAGCCAGAAAAUUGUCAGAAAAGUAACCGAAAAAAUUCAGGCCUUAAAGAAGAAAAUUGAUCAGCGAGUGAAAGCCUUCCAAGCGAGUACCAGAGGAAAGCUGAAAGACACCAAAGAAAGAUUGAAAAACUAUGGAAGAAGAGUGUACAACAAUGGAUGGUUUGCCUUACCUAAAGGAGCCUAUAAAGUAAAGAAAGCGUUUGGAAGAAAAAGAAGAGAAACAGCAGAAGGCGAGAAUUAUCUAAAGAUUACGCAAUUACUCAACAAGAGCGAAGGAUCCACCGGAUAUCGUUGGAGAGCUCGAAAUGCCUUCUCAGUUAGAGUCAAACGUAGCAUAGCUGACAGUUCCUUCAUCGGUUUUCUGGACUUCAUUGGGGCAGUUGAUCAAGAUAAGUUGGUUGAAUAUGAGAAUAACAUCAACGCCAAGCUUCAGUACGCCAAAGAUGGACUGGCGGAUUUUAACGACGUCCUCAAAACAGGGAAGUCCCCUGAACAUCCACUUAGUACCAUACUCAUGUGUCCUUUGCGUUAUAUGCUAAGCUCUGCAAAGAAGCAGUUGAAAAGUGGAAUAAAAAAGCUCGCGGACGAGGGAGACGAGUGGAUAAAAGCUAGGACCGAAUGUUUUAGAGGCAACACCAGUGAUUUCUUUGCGGCUAACGAGUCCACACCAGAGUUAAGUGUCAGCGAGACAAAUUCCAGUUCCUUUUCCGAGCGUAUUGGUUACGAGGAAGUGGAUGGCUCAGACGGAUUCGGAAACAUUUCCGGAGUGAAUAAAUCCUCUCUAAUCGAAUCAGCACGGGGAGGCGCCUACUACAAUAUCGAAAAAGGAGAUGUUAUGGAGGAACAGGUGGACAAACAAAAGGAGGAAUUGUUAGAAGAAAAGGGAAAGUAUAAAAACCUUACUAAGGCGUAUGAUGCCGAUGUAUUUAUAGUCACCAAAAAAGCAGUUUUGGGUGUUCUUGUUGUAAUCGACAUUCUCCUUUUGAUAUAUAGAGGAUCGAAAACUUACCAGAUGGCUUUUAGAUUAAUUCAAGGGUUCGAAGAAACUGUGAGGCACGAUGAGGAUGAAUUCGAAGAAAAACCACCUGCUAUAAAGCAACGAGCUGAGAGAUUGUUCCGACGGGUUGUCGACUUCGUGGUCGAGAGAUUCUCUAAGUUCCUCACAUUUUGCAAGACACUUCAUAAAAAGAUUAUGCGAACAAAUGUUCUUCCGAUGUGCAUAAUAAUUGUUACUUCUGGUGCUGUUUUGUACUUGAUUAUUGCUGUUGUUUUAAACGUUAUGAACGUUACGGUUAUUGAAGAACUAGGUGGCUAUGAUUUGAUUUCGUCCCGCCUUGAUACCGACUACAAUUUUACCAACUUGGCUAUUGCCGAUCAAGUUGACUUUAUAAAUAAUAACGAAAUGGGACUGUACAAGGAGUCGGUAAACGAGACCUUGUCUGAGUAUAAACGAAUGACAGUGGAUUUCAACCAGGAGCAACGAGAACGCAUUGAGCAGUUUAAACGUCAGAUGUGUUCUCUGGAAAAUGACACAGACGCGUGCUUGAAGGGAAUGCCGCAGUUAUCUGCAUCGACUCUGAAGUUUGAUCCACAAACCUGUAUAAUACCCAAACUGGAAGGGACGCCUUAUGAAGAUUACGAUGGAGAAGCUUAUCGUCAACGACUAAAAAAGGAAUCCAAACGGUUUGUUGACGCCGUUCGAAACAUUGUCCUGAUUACCAUAUACUUCAUCGUGAGUGUCGUAUUGUCGAUUAUUUUGAUAGCUGUUCUAUCUUACGGGGUGUUUGUCUUUCUCAAGUCAAGAGGAAUGGUACGAGUAAAAAAGAUCCAUGUAUACAAGUCAUUGCCCCCGGAAAUUUUGGAACAGUUUCAUCUGACGUCAUCAGAAUGUAUGGACGAACUAGAUGGUAGCAAAACUACAGACGUAGGUAACGCCGGUCCUAAGAAGUUACAGGUUCCCAAGAUUUUCCUCACGGAAUCUAAAGAAGAUUUAAGAACCAGAGAGUCCGAGGCAUGA
Porites evermanni is the source of this 6881-nucleotide messenger RNA. The record is from the annotation of a GenBank genome assembly. NCBI's taxonomy places the organism in Eukaryota, Metazoa, Cnidaria, Anthozoa, Scleractinia, Poritidae.